CUCGCCAGUCAGAGAGUGAAACGCGAGACUUGGACUCGGUUUCAGUUCGCGAUUGCCAACCAGACGAAGAUGCAGUACAAUCAGCAACCACCGGGAGCCACGGGCUAUCCCCCCCACCAGGUGCCACCACCCAGCUACGAGCAGGUGGUGCACGUGCAGGCGCCAAUUCGGGUGGUUCACUCGCCAGCCCCGCCGCCCGUGGUGAUCAUACAACAUCAGACCGUAUUGCCGGUGGGUCCGGAUCCCACCUUCAUCACCUGCCCGCACUGCCAUGUCCAGAAGCUGACCCGCGUGCAGUACUCGCCCAGUGUGAAAACGCACUGCAUGGCCGCCAUUCUGUGCAUCGUUGGCCUCUGGUGCUGUGCCUGCCUGCCCUACUGCGCCACCAGCUGCAUGAACGCCAAUCACUUUUGCGGCAAUUGCAACAAGUUCGUCGGCGUCUACAACAGCGAUUAGAAAUGCCAGUAACGCCAGAAGUAAACAGAACCAAACGAACCCAACCAAAUCGAACCGAUCACCGCUCCUCACCGAUCAUAGUUCAUCGAUCAUCGACCACCGCUCACAACCUCACACAUGCAAGUAUCAUCAACGAAUGCGAACAUUUUCGGCCAGGUGUCGACAGACCGACAGCUAUACGAUGAAAUUCCCCCAAAUGGGGUAAACAAUCGGGCCGGCAAGCUUUGGCUUUACUUGAUAAGAAUACGCGAUACGAAACACACUUUUUUCCACGGCGCUCC
This is a messenger RNA of Drosophila erecta, 737 nucleotides long. RefSeq names its product lipopolysaccharide-induced tumor necrosis factor-alpha factor homolog. Gene Ontology annotation, molecular function: zinc ion binding. Bases 70 to 456 code for a protein of 128 amino acids. NCBI's taxonomy places the organism in Eukaryota, Metazoa, Arthropoda, Insecta, Diptera, Drosophilidae. The transcript is spliced from 3 exons. The record is from RefSeq and is a predicted model, not a curated record.